AGAGAGAGAGAGAGAGUGCGGGACACUGAGAUGCGAAAUACAAAGGAAAGAAAGAAGCAAAGUAAACAAUACAAAAACAAAACCGGGUUCGGCGGGUCAAACCAUAUUCUUUCUCUCAUUCUUGUAUAAGCUACAAGGAGUGUUGUAGUUCAUUCCGUUUCUUCACUCUCUUUCUCUUUCACAUUCACUCUCUCACCACAUGCUUUGCCUAGAUCCGGGUUGCUGGUAGACAGUGUUCCGUGUGUGCAGAAAAUGUUGUGUAUGAGAGAUGUGUAUUGUGAGCAGCUUGAAUGCACAGUUGAAUGAGUAUGACACUGAGAGAAUUCUGCUGCGUUGUGAAUUAUGCUUAAAUUUUGAUUUGAGGUAAAAGUAACUGGAAAUUAUGGAAGAAAUACAGUCUCAAUCAGAUAAUUAUAGAUCUUCAUCGUCAUCGGCGAGCAGCCCCGCGAGUAGGGUGCCAUCAAGCAACUUCUUUUACCUGCGUAAGCCUGGUUCACUCAGGCAGCCCAUCUCCUUUGAGGAUUCACCCGAGUGGGAUGAUACUGAUAUUGAUGUUAGAGUUGAGGAAGGAGUUGACUCUAUUAAUGUUGCAACUACACCAGCUUCUCCUUCCCUUUCAAAGCUCAACAGUGGGUCCCUGCCAUCACCACGUCUACCGGAGGGUGCUGUAAUUCCACGGAAAAUUGCCGGCGCUUCUGUUGCGUGGAAAGAUUUGACCAUUACAAUAAAGGGUAAACGGAAGUACUCUGAUAAGGUCAUUAAGAGUUCAACUGGUUAUGCCCUACCUGGGACUAUGACUGUAAUUAUGGGGCCUGCUAAAUCAGGGAAGUCUACCUUAUUGCGAGCCAUUGCAGGAAGAUUGAACUCUUCUUCCAGGAUGUAUGGUGAAGUGUUCGUGAAUGGAGCAAAAUCACAAUUGCCAUAUGGGUCUUAUGGUUAUGUGGAGAGAGAAACCACUCUGAUUGGAUCCCUCACUGUGCGGGAGUUUCUGUAUUAUGCAGCCCUUCUUCAGCUUCCUGGUUUCUUUUGUCAGAAAAAAAGUGUGGUAGAGGAUGCUAUACAUGCAAUGUCUUUAGGUGAUCAUGCAAAUAAACUCAUAGGUGGACAUUGUUAUAUGAAAGGACUUCCUAGCGGGGAGAGAAGGCUUGUUAGCAUUGCCAGAGAGCUUGUAAUGCGACCACGAAUUUUAUUUAUAGACGAACCUCUCUAUCAUUUGGACAGUGUCUCGGCACUUUUAAUGAUGGUUACAUUGAAGAGACUUGCAAGCACUGGUUACACUCUCAUCUUGACCAUAUAUCAGAGCAGUACAGAAGUAUUUGGCCUUUUUGAUCGUAUAUGUCUACUUUCAAAUGGAAACACACUCUUCUUUGGUGAAACACUAGCUUGCUUGCAGCACUUCUCAAAUGCUGGAUUUCCUUGCCCAAUCAUGCAAAGUCCUUCUGAUCACUUUCUACGUGCAAUUAAUACAGAUUUUGACAGGAUAAUCGCCAUGUGUAAAAACUGGCAGGAUGACAAUGGGGAUUUUUCUUCUGUAAACAUGGACACUGCUGUUGCUAUACGCACCCUUGAAGCAACGUAUAAGUCAUCAGCGGAUGCAGCUGCUGUUGAAACUAUGAUUCUGAAACUCACUGAGAAGGAAGGUCCAGUUCUCAAAAGCAAGGGUAAAGCUAGCAAUGCUACUCGGAUAGCAGUUUUGACAUGGAGAUCUUUAUUAGUUGUGUCAAGGGAGUGGAAAUAUUACUGGCUCCAUCUUAUUCUUUACAUGCUCCUCACACUGUGUAUUGGCACUGUAUUUUCUGGUCUUGGGCAUUCUCUGUCUUCUGUUGUGACAAGAGUUGCAGCAAUUUUUGUAUUUGUAUCAUUCUGUUCCCUUCUCAUCAUUGCUAGGGUGCCUGCACUAAUGAAAGAAAUAAAGAUAUAUUCCUGUGAAGAAUCAAACCAACACUCCAGUACACUGGUUUUUUUACUUGCGCAGCUCUUGUCCAGCAUUCCGUUUCUUUUUCUCAUCUCCAUUUCAUCAAGUCUAGUCUUCUACUUCCUGGUUGGGCUGGAAGAUCAAUUUAGCUUGUUAAUGUACUUUGUGCUCAAUUUUUUCAUGACUUUGCUGCUGAACGAAGGAAUUAUGUUAGUUGUGGCUACCUUGUGGCAAGAUGUAUUUUGGAGUGUCUUGACACUGUUGUGCAUUCAUGUGGUCAUGAUGCUUUCAGCAGGCUAUUUUAGAAUUCGAAAUGCCUUGCCUGGACCAGUUUGGAUGUAUCCAAUGUCGUAUAUAUCCUUUCACACAUACUCUAUUCAGGGACUAUUGGAGAACGAGUACCUAGGUACCUCCUUUGCAGUGGGGCAGGUAAGGACUAUAUCCGGGUUUCAAGCUCUCCAAAGUGCGUACAAUAUCUCCCAAGACAGUAAUUCGAAGUGGAAAAAUUUGUUGGUUUUGUUUCUUAUGGCAAUUGGUUAUCGUAUUUUUGUGUUCAUUUUAUUAUGUUUCUUCAUUGGGAGAAAAAUAUCCCUGCGUAAAUGUUUCAAGUGUAAUAGGGAUACAACAGAUCAUACAAGUUGAUGGGAACGGAAUGAUGUUCAGCCAUUUACAUUGUAUAAUUCCUUUUGAUCCAGUUCUGCUUGUCAACUCUAGUUUUGUGAAUUUACCUUUGACUAAUGAAGAGAAAACGUGGUAUUAUUAUUA
Vigna radiata var. radiata (mung bean) is the source of this 2680-nucleotide messenger RNA. Its product is annotated as ABC transporter G family member 3. Gene Ontology annotation, cellular component: membrane. NCBI's taxonomy places the organism in Eukaryota, Viridiplantae, Streptophyta, Magnoliopsida, Fabales, Fabaceae. The transcript has 12 exons. Gene Ontology annotation, molecular function: ATP binding; ATP hydrolysis activity; ABC-type transporter activity. The record is from RefSeq and is a predicted model, not a curated record. The coding region runs from base 383 to 2557 and encodes 724 amino acids.